CGUCAGGCUGAUGAUGCAGACGCGCUCCGCAGCUUCACUUUGAGCACUUCAUUGUGUUCGUGCAAUGAAACUCAUGUAUGUGUCCCUCACCACAGACCAGUUCACGCCAAAUCUGAAGCGCAGAUUGAUAGUCGCAGAAGGAUUCAUCUCGCAUUAGUCCAUCCUGGAUCGGAUUACGUGUUAAAUCCUCUGCGCUGGGAUUCAGUUUUGCUCCUCUGAAGAUGCCCGCUUGUGGAUCGCAGAUUGGGGACUUUCGCGGAAUUAAACGAGCUAAAGUUGACCUCUUCUCCCUGGAGUUUUUGACUGUGCCACACAUACCUAACUAAUCAUUCUGAUGGAUUUCUGCAGGACGACAAGAACUUCAGAUUUAAUGCCUUUUGUGAUCUAUUGGAGGCAUUAGUAUAUGUGGAAGCCAAUGGUCAUCAAAACCGUGUGGUUAACAGCGUUGUUCAGUAGAUCUUCUUUAAAGUCCACAGAAGCAAGAAAGUCAUUCAAGUUUAGAAGAACAUGAGGGCUGUGUGGUGAUAGCUGAAGCCUUCCUAUGAGGUGUGCAUACUGGUGUGGACCCCCAGCUCCCCUCCCAGUGCCAGCAGCAGGACUAAGGGAUGUCACAAAUAUUCCUCCUUCUGACCCUGCUCAGUUUCUCCUCCUGCAUCCAGGUGUCAUCAACUACAUCCCUCAAAACUUUGAUGGCAAGAUGGAUGAUGUACCGAGAUGAAUGUUUUCGAAAUAUCAGCAGAGAACCACCGAUGGCAGGUCUUGUGUGCAACAGAACAUUUGAUAAGUAUGCCUGCUGGCCAGAUGCACUGCCCAAUACUACAGUGAGUGUGGCCUGCCCCUGGUACCUGCCCUGGCACAAGGAAGUCCGACAUGGGUUCGUGUAUCUGGAGUGUGAUGCAGACGGACAGUAUAGCAAACAGAAGAAUGCCAGCGAAUGUCUAUCACGUGACCCCACACAAAUCAACAUGCAACACUACGGACGGAUCCUCAGUCAGUUCCGGACCAUGUACACCAUUGGAUAUUCCCUGUCUCUUGCGGCGCUGGUGCUGGCAUUGGCUAUUCUGGUGGCCUUUAGGAAGCUGCACUGCAUGAGAAACAACAUCCACAUGAACUUGUUUGCCUCCUUCAUCCUGCGAGCCUCUUCUAUUCUCAUCAAAGAUGCCAUGUUGGAAAGGCCUGAUGGCUUCCAUGUUGGUCAGGACAUCCCCACAGAACUGGAGGUGGAGUUGCUGGUUAAAAACGAGACGGCGAUCGGCUGCAGGGUUGCAAUGGUGAUGAUGCAGUACAGCAUACUGGCCAACAACUACUGGCUGCUGGUGGAGGGCAUCUACCUGCACAGCCUUCUGGUCAUCACAGUCUUGACGGAGAGGAAUUACUUCGCCAUCUAUCAGUGUAUCGGCUGGGGUGCCCCUCUGAUAUAUGUGUUGCCUUGGGUGAUCGUGAAGUACUUGUACGAGAAUGAAGAAUGCUGGGUGCAGAAUAUUAACAUGGAGUACUGGUGGAUUAUUCGUUCGCCGAUCCUGCUGGCCGUGUUGAUUAACUUUUUCAUCUUCAUACACAUUAUCAAGAUCCUUGUGUCCAAACUGAGGGCGCACCAAAUGAGAUAUUCUGACUACAAACUCCGGCUUGCCAAGUCAACACUCACCCUGAUUCCGUUACUGGGGAUCCAUUCGGUCCUGUUUUCAUUUGUUACUGAUGAGUCUACCUCACAUGGUGCUCUAUCCCUGCGCCUCACAAAGCUAUUUAUCGACCUAUUUUUCAACUCCUUCCAGGGGCUGCUGGUAGCCAUAUUAUAUUGCUUUGUCAACAAGGAGGUUCAGUCUGAGAUUCUGAAGAAAUGGAGACGUUGGAAGCUUGGGAGGGACAUAGAGGAGGAGUACCGUCACACCUACAGCCAGUCCCUUCAAAUGAAGAGUGGCAGCAUCAUGGUCCCUCCUUCCAACCUCUCGCGGCUGCCUGAUAUCGCUACCACUACCUCCCGGCUCGGCAGUCCAGAAGAGAAGCAGAUGCUGGUGUCCCACAGCCAGAAUGGUAUGGGUACUGGAUUGCAGUUCACCUCCACACCACAAGAUAGUUCCACCUGCAGUUCGAUAACAGAGGACAUAGUGAUGGUGGACAGAGGAAAGUGUUGUAGCGUUCAACAGGACAGCAACCUGUGAGCUCCAAAUGUCUUGAAAAGAAGACCCUUGGGCCAGCCACCCUUGCAUCUUCUGGCAGAGUUCCCUGAAGCAAGGAGCAAGAGGCGUAUGAAUGUGUACGUGUUUAUGUGUGAGUUUGUGAAAGCACUGUCCUCUCUGAAGGACACAUGAUGGACACGCGUUCAUCUCAUUACAUGGUGCUCAGUUGACACUGUCCCAGUCCUACAGGAUCAGCGUUGAGCAGAAGGUGGACAAGAUGUUAAAGAUUUGCACAAAUGUACAUGCUAACAACUCAAUGAUGAAGAACAGAGUCUUACCUCUAGUCUUAUAUGGCUGUCUGUGAUGUUGAUGAUUUAGUUGAGAAAUCCCAUUGGGACUGCAGGGUCCAAGAGGAACUAUCACAAGAAAACAUCUACUGUACAACCAGCGCCUCUGGAUGAACGAGAGAUUAAGAAAGAGAUACAUUUAACUGAACUUGUCAAAAUGUUGACUAAACCAGGUAAUGUAUUCCAGAGUGAAUAAUCUCCAUGUAAACCGAAGGACCCCACAUGAAAAGGCCAACUUUGACCUGAAUUUCCAUACAGGUUUAUGCUAAUAUGUUCUCGAUGGACUAGCAAAGCCAAAAAUGGUUAAAGCUGAUUGGUCAAGGACAUUCUGCUGGUUAAGUAAGCAAAGAAGCCUUGUGGUGACACCAACACACCAGCAUUUUUGUUUGCAUAUAUUUUGGAAUCAAUUGACACUUUUGGGUACAUGUAACACGUAAAGCUGUUUUUGUGUAGUUUAAUUGCAACCAUCUUUGUCUAUGUUAGAAAUUAAUUGCCAAGCUAAGGUAUAGAUAUAGACUGAUCAAGUAUUGACAGGUAUUACCCAUGUGCCUUUUUCUGACCCCAAUAUUAAAACAAAAACAGAAAGAUUCACCUUGCAGAGUAAGUGAAGUACAAAUCAGUCACCCAAUCUUCAGAAGUUAAAGUUGCUUAAAGCAGAUUCUGUAUAACGAACAGGAUCUCAAGCAAACAUUAGAUGAAUGUGCCACUAUUAAUCAUGACGAUUUGCUCCCUUGAAGGAAAUAUGCUUGGUAUAUUCAAGCAUGCAAAAUACAGCCAUAUGUGAAAUGCUUUAAAGGGUCUGGGUCAAUGCCUUAAUUGAGUAGCGUGACAGAUCUGAUUCCCCUGCGUCAGCGGUCAGAGGAGAUGACUAUCCACCAGAAAUGUUGAUAUGGUCAAGAGUCAGUAUUAGUGAGCAACUGCUUCUUCUCUCGCAUACUUCUCAUCUCCCAGUAGGCAUUCAAAUUCUUUGCCAUAGAGCUUUGAAAGAUGUUCAGGAUGUGUAGGAGGAACUGCAAGGACAAAAUUAAGAACAAAUUGCAACCUUAAGACAUCGAUCAAAAUGGUUCCUCACUCAGAGGUUGUUUAUCAUGCUCAGUUCAAGAUACGAUAUGCUAUUCAAAAAAAUACGCAACCGCAAGACACUGAAAUGAGAUUGCAGCGAAGUGUAGAGCUGAAGUAAAUAAUUUCUAUGACAUUAGCGCCAGCAAAUCUGUUUGUUUGAGUGGCCCAGCUGAGCCAUAACAAUUAGAAAGCAUUUGGGGUGGGACUUUUUGUUUUAACCAUAGGGUUAAGGUUUGGUUGGGUAAUAUUAGCAGUUAAGCGCUGCUGGUAGAUGCUGUGACUACACAAUUAUAGAGGCAGAAAUCAUAUUUCCUCACUGACGACCUUACAUGUAGAGUAACUACAUUUAAGUUAAAUGAGAAUACUAACAGAUGGGUUUUCUCAAUUAUUGAAAUAUAGAAAGUCCCUUAUGAAAAUAAAUGUUGUACACUUUUGUUUAGUGUCACUAAUGACGUAUAAAUUACAUACUUCACCUUUAAUGACAAUGAGCAGCUGAUGCCCCAUAUUGUGGCAUUUGUGUGCAUUAAGAUGCACAUUUAUAUUUUCUUUAGAUCAUCAAACGCAUGAUGAUAAUGAUUUUCGCUGAUAACUGUUAGGGGCAAUUUGCACAGUUUUAAUUUAUAAUUGUUAAAUAUGUAGAUAUCGGUAAAUGCCUGUUGAGAUUUGUCAUGACUUUGUUUUGUGGUGUCUGUUAUUUGUGCACAAGGUGUGUAUUUGGUGCUUGUGUGUGCUUCGUGGAGAGUGAGAGAAACAUCUAGGUCCUGGUUAAGUGUUCAGUAAACUAAAAAAGAUUAAUUACUGACAUUUUUUUACCAAUUUUGCAUUUUGAGUGAGAGAUAAUUCAGUCCUUCUGUGGUAAUUGUGAGACCGUAGUGGCUAAUUUAUAAUAACUGCAGAUGAAAGACUCUUUAGUGCUUACAAAGUGCUAAACAUUGCAAAAUCCAGUUGGACAUUUUUUUCAAAAAUGGGAAAUACUUCAUCGCCACAAGGGAUCAAAGACCAUGAACUUAUUUGUCACGAGGUCGUCUGCCAAAACAAAACCUCCUGUUGAAUAUUUCAAACAGAUUUUCCAAAAUUGACAUCAUGUAAUGUUAUCCAAGGAUGAGAGUAAUCGUGGAAGUCGAUAAAUCAUUCAUCCAUGGGUCUGCCUUCUAUUUCCAUGUGAGUGUAAGGCCUCUGUUUCUUGCAGCCAAACUGAAGUGAUGCCAGAUUCUUCAGUGAGGGAGGCAAAGCGUCUGUUAUGCUCAUCUCUCUGCAUUCAAACUUCAGAGCCUCUUGAAAUAUCUAGAAAUGAACCUGCCAAGAGUAUCCCAGGAGAACCCGAGCCAUGCUUUGAAAGCAGGAGAGAUGGAAAGCUGAACAUGCAUUGGAUGAACUGAACCCAUUAUUUUUAAUUAUGUGAAUGGUAAUGAUGUUGCAUCAAAUUAUGGUAUUUUAAAACUGUCAAAACUUAUAUUGAUGUAUAUAUAGAAAUAGCUUACUCAAAUAUGAAAAAAAAAAAAAUCAUUCAUUUAUAAUGUUUUUCCGUCCCUGUAUUAUUUCUUUAUCAACAGAAAAGGACAGACCAAAAAUUUAAGUCGUUGUGACAAUCUUACCCUUUUGCUGUGGCUUUUAAAUCUCAUGAUGGGUGGAAAUCAAUGAUGUCAGAUUGUCAUAAAAUUUGUUUCUCACCUAAAUUUGUUCCUGACUUAGUUCAAACAUCAUAUCGACAUAUCUUUGGUGCUUUGCAGUACAGAUGUCUAAUAUCUCAUUUUAAAUGUCAUGGAAUGAUUUGACAAAAUUGACAGAUCUUUUACGUUUUCAAGCGAACUUUUCCUUUAAAUUCAGUCUGUUGGCGAGAAAUCAAAAACAUGCUAAUAGUUAUAAUAAUUUUCUUUCAAGAAAAUGUCAUAAAAUAUUCUGUUUGCCCCUAAAAAAAAGACAAAAAAAAAAAGAAAAAUAUUGACUAUAGUGUCUUUGGUUGAAUGUAUUGAUUAUCUCUUGGUAAGAAUUCCCAACUUUAUUAUUAUUAUUAUUAUUAUUAUUAUUAUUAUUAUUAUUAUUAUUAUUAUUAUUAUUAUUUAAUUUAUCACAGUGUUUGUGUUUUAUAGUAGACCUCAGCUACAUUGCAAAUGACUGAUGCAAUAUAGACAAUCUAGAACACUCCCAUUAUAAUCAAAUAUAAUGUCUACACUUUCUACUCAUUGUAAUGGGUGUGUUCUAGUUUUGUGUUGUGUAGUUGGCUUGCUAUGUAGACGGGCUGCUGAUACGGUUGGCCAGACGUGGAGCCAGAACUGACAGAGAAGGCCUGCCAUGCUAUAGAUUAAAAUAUGUGCUUGUGCAAUGUCUUUUGAUUAAUUAUGGUAUCAAGAUGGUGAAUAAAUAAAUUUAAUUUAAAAAAAAA
This is a messenger RNA of Carassius auratus (goldfish), 5909 nucleotides long. Its product is annotated as glucagon receptor. The record is from RefSeq and is a predicted model, not a curated record. Bases 606 to 2159 code for a protein of 517 amino acids. Gene Ontology annotation, cellular component: plasma membrane. NCBI's taxonomy places the organism in Eukaryota, Metazoa, Chordata, Actinopteri, Cypriniformes, Cyprinidae. Gene Ontology annotation, molecular function: gastric inhibitory peptide receptor activity; peptide hormone binding; glucagon receptor activity. The transcript has 16 exons. Gene Ontology annotation, biological process: cell surface receptor signaling pathway; adenylate cyclase-activating G protein-coupled receptor signaling pathway.